Cladocopium goreaui is the source of this 1044-nucleotide messenger RNA. The record is from the annotation of a GenBank genome assembly. Lineage: Eukaryota; Dinophyceae; Suessiales; Symbiodiniaceae.
AUGGAUGCAGAUUGGAACGGGCCGUGGAAGUGUGCCAGCUGUGGCAAAACGAACGGCAAGAAAGCUGCGUUUUGCGACAGAUGUGGAGACACGUGGGACAAUGGAACGCCUCACGAUACACAGCAGAAAUCCAACACAGUUCAGGAUGGCUGGACGUACAGUCGUUGGAAAGACUGGCAAUCCAGCGCAUAUCGGAAUUGGGAAGACUCCUCAGCUUCAUCCAGAAGUUCGUCAAGGAGACAACCCGCUCAACAGAAGCAAACCAACCGUCGAAAGAAGAAACGAGGACAGCCAAAAGUUCCAGCCCCUCCACCCAAGGGUCGAGGCAAGGGAAAAAAGGCUGCUGGACGCGAUGGGCAGCAGCAUUUGCCGCCCUUGCCACCACCUCCAGCUCCACCCCCAUGGCCUACACUGGAUUCGGCGGCAUUGUUGGCGACCAACACCAACACUGUACCUCCAACAGAUCCGAACACUUUGGCAGUCACUCAUCAGUUACAAGCAGACAAUCGAGAGUUUGCCCGCCUCCUACGGGAUGCUUAUCCGGAUGUGCAGUCGCGCCCACCAGAAGCGGCCGCAGCCAUCGACCGUGCAGAGCAAGGCAUGAAGAAGAGUGUCACGAAGUCACUGCAUGUGGCUACGUCAGCCCUCGACAAAGCCCAGAAAUUGCUCACCGAAACUGCAGAAGCGCGCAGGAUUCACCGCAACAGUUGGUUGGCUCAUCUCACGGAAAGCAUCAAGACUUGGGAAUCGCAGCUCGAAACUUACCGCAAACAUGGUGCGGCUCUCCACGAGGUUGCUCAGAAAGCAAGAGCAGAUAUUGCAGCUGCUCGGGCCGAUAUUCAGCGACUCAGUACCCAAGAACCAGGGGACAGCUCAGCAUUAGCAGCGGCCACCAUUGCGGUCGCCGACGAAGGUCAGGUCGAAGACCAAACCGAUGCCGACGAGGUACAAACCAUCAUUUCAGACGAGGAGAGAGACGUGGAACGUGGCCACAACAAACGUCCACGUUCUGUCGAACCGGGUGCCGGAGUACCCUCCUCGUGA